CCGCUAAGAUGACCCUAACCUUAAAUUAAGACCUUAAAGCAACCCACAAUGUUUUUACAUUUCUACUACGUAGUUGGACCUGACUUUGUGGCUGUAAUAACUACUGUGAACCGGUAGAAAGACGCUCCAUCUUAACUCUUCCACCACAUUUACUGGAUUGGUUGAAUAGUGCCUCAGGUUGCUCAGCAAGCGUAACAGUAUUGAUUGGUCCACCAGUCUGCCAGUCAUUGUCUAGCUCUACUAUCACGCAAGUGACGCCCUAGUUUCUGCAGGUGCAACACUGGGUACUACUGCAACGGAGCUACAGAUAAAACAGACAAUUCACGAUGGCCUCAGCAACAGCCACCUAUGGACAGAAGGAGUCCUCCGACCAGAACUUCGACUACAUGUUCAAGAUCCUGAUCAUUGGCAACAGCAGUGUGGGUAAAACCUCCUUCCUGUUUCGCUAUGCUGAUGACUCCUUCACGCCGGCUUUCGUCAGCACGGUGGGCAUCGACUUCAAGGUGAAGACCAUCUACAGGAACGACAAAAGGAUAAAGCUGCAGAUCUGGGAUACUGCCGGACAGGAGCGCUACAGGACCAUCACCACGGCCUACUACAGAGGAGCCAUGGGCUUCAUCCUCAUGUAUGACAUCACCAACGAGGACUCCUUCAACGCCGUGCAGGACUGGUCCACCCAGAUCAAGACGUACUCCUGGGACAACGCCCAGGUCCUGCUGGUGGGAAACAAGUGUGACAUGGAAGACGAGAGGGUGGUGGCAGCAGACAGGGGCCGGCAGCUCUCUGACCAACUGGGCUUUGAGUACUUUGAGUGCAGUGCCAAGGACAACAUCAACGUCAAGCAGACGUUUGAGCGGCUGGUGGACAUCAUCUGUGAGAAGAUGUCGGAGAGCUUAGACAACGCCGACCCUGCCGUCACAGGGGCCAAACAGGGGCCCCAGCUCACCGAGCAGCCCGAACGCCCCCACCAGGACUGUGCUUGCUAAACACCCACUACACACGUACCACACACACCUGACCCCUCACACACCCCUUCCUACAGCCUCCUCAGCUGGUGGAAGAGGUCUGUGAUGGGUUUGUGUUUUAGAUGGAAGAGCCUGGCUGAAAACUCCGUUAUUCCAUAUUUCAGUCCCCCGUCCAUC
Oncorhynchus kisutch (coho salmon) is the source of this 1142-nucleotide messenger RNA. RefSeq names its product ras-related protein Rab-3A-like. Lineage: Eukaryota; Metazoa; Chordata; Actinopteri; Salmoniformes; Salmonidae. Gene Ontology annotation, molecular function: GTPase activity; GTP binding. Bases 327 to 986 code for a protein of 219 amino acids. The record is from RefSeq and is a predicted model, not a curated record. The transcript is spliced from 5 exons.